This is a messenger RNA of Durio zibethinus, 2693 nucleotides long. It is a transcript of the gene NOA1, whose product is annotated as P-loop containing nucleoside triphosphate hydrolases superfamily protein. Lineage: Eukaryota; Viridiplantae; Streptophyta; Magnoliopsida; Malvales; Malvaceae. The record is from RefSeq and is a predicted model, not a curated record. Gene Ontology annotation, molecular function: GTPase activity; GTP binding.
UUCCGGAAUGGAGUAGAACGAUUUACUACCAUUCAAAGUUCUGAAUCACUGUUGUUUCCCCCAAACCGUAAUUUCCCCAUCCAUGGCCAGAGGAAUCCCCAACUACGACGGUGAUGACAGCUCUUAUGACGGCGCUGGUGGAGGAGGCGGCGGCAAUGGAAGCCAAUGCAUAACGCAACGUUCUCCUUCUGCCUCCUAUUCAUUUCCACACUUUGACUCUUUCUUCGAUUCAUCAUUGAAUCGUGGUACCAUCGGAGACGUAUUUUUCGGCACCGACGAUAUAAAGGACACUAGAGAGUUAACGUACAAGGGAGAUGUGCUGGAGAGUUUCCUUACAGAAACGGCCAUGAAAUCUCUGAGGCGGCAAUCAAAGAAAGGAUCGAUCUCGAAUUUCGGUUCGCUAAUGGCGCUCAAAACCCUUUCCUCAUUUCUCUCCCCUCUAUCUCUUCCAAGCCACCACAAUCUCCCUAACUUCAACUAUACAUCCCUCAAUAUUUACAGAAAACCCACUCCCGUUUCUUGCAAAUCCACUCAGUCACAGGCCCAAACCCAAAUGCCACUCUCGGAACCUCAAUUGCUUUCUUCUGAGCCCGAAGGAACCGGUGCGGCUGCUCCGACCCGGGGAGACCGAUUCCUCGAAAGGCAACAAGUUGACGAGGCUGCUAAGCUUGUGAUAAAUGAGAUAAAGAAAAGUAAGAAGAAGACGAAGAAGGUUUUGAAGGUUAAUACGGCGGUGGCGAGUUGUUAUGGUUGUGGAGCUCCAUUGCAGACAUUGGAGAUGGAUGCUCCAGGUUAUGUGGAUACUGAUACUUAUGAAUUGAAGAAGAAACACCACCAGCUAAGAACGAUUCUUUGUGGGAGAUGUAGGCUUUUAUCUCAUGGGCAUAUGAUAACUGCUGUUGGUGGGAAUGGAGGUUAUCAUGGGGGAAAGCAGUUUGUUUCGGCUGAUGAGCUUCGUGAAAAGCUCUCUCACUUGCGCCAUGAGAAGGCUUUGAUUGUUAAAUUGGUUGAUAUUGUGGACUUCAAUGGCAGCUUUUUAUCACGUGUGCGUGAUCUUACUGGUGCAAAUCCUAUAAUACUAGUUGUGACCAAGAUUGAUCUCCUUCCAAAAGGGACUAAUUUUAAUUGUGUGGGCGAUUGGGUUGUGGAGGCCACUACAAGGAAGAAGCUCAAUGUCUUGAGUGUGCACCUUACUAGCUCAAAGUCUUUAGUAGGGAUUGCUGGAGUUGCAUCAGAAAUCCAAAAGGAGAAGAAGGGGCGGGAUGUAUACAUUCUGGGAUCAGCAAAUGUGGGAAAAUCUGCAUUCAUAAGUUCUUUACUAAAAAUGAUGGCACAAAGGGAUCCUGCAGCUGCAGCAGCGCAAAAGUACAAACCAAUACAAUCAGCUGUUCCUGGAACUACCUUGGGUCCAAUUCAGAUUAAUGCUUUCCUUGGAGGAGGGAAAUUGUAUGAUACACCAGGGGUUCAUCUUCACCAUAGGCAAGCUGCAGUAGUUCACUCAGAAGAUUUACCUGUGCUUGCUCCUCAAAGUCGGCUCAUAGGUCAAUCAUUCCCUAGUGCCUCCAAAAAUGGGAUGGCAGGGAAAUUCAACGCGAAUGGCUUAAAUGGAUUCUCAAUAUUUUGGGGUGGUCUUGUCAGAAUUGAUAUCUUGAAGGUUCUCCCAGAGACAUGUUUGACAUUUUAUGGGCCAAAGAAGUUGCAGAUUCAUGCUGUACCCACUGACGAAGCAGAUGAAUUUUACAAGAAAGAACUUGGAGUUCUGUUGACACCACCAACUGGAAAAGACAGAGCAGAUGAAUGGAGAGGACUGGAGACAGUGCAGCAAUUGCAAUUAAACUUCGAGGACGCAGAAAGACCUGCUAGUGAUGUGGCUAUUUCAGGCCUGGGUUGGAUCACCAUUGAAGCGAGACGCAAGUCUCUUGGAAUUUCUGAUAAUUUGGUAGAAACCAUCAAAGAAUUGCAUUUGGCCGUACAUGUACCCAGGCCAGUUGAGAUUUUUGUUCGGCCUUCAAUACCCGUCGGCAAGGCUGGAGCAGAAUGGUACCAAUAUCGUGAGUUAACAGAGAAGGAAGAAGAAAUAAGACCGAAGUGGUACUUUUGAGGGCAUAUUGUUUCUUGAUACCGUGUUCCAUUUUUUUGCAUGGUUGUAAAGUUAAGAAAGGUACACGCUGUACACCCAUAGUGAAGAAAAACUGAGAAUUUGGACAGUUGAAGUGUAGAAGUGACAGGUGGUGAGCUUGUUCCAGAAAUUUUGUUUGUAGAAGAUGCGACAGAAGGUUGGAGACUGGCAGUAAAUUUGGGGUUAAUAUGAGUAAGUAGAACAUUUUUCUUUGCAAAAACUGUUCUACUCUUUAACUCUGUUUUCUCUGAUAUAGGCAAACAAGCAUUUCUCCUUUAAGAUCUGCACAUCUUUUUAAAGUUUAAGCUAUUCUCUUGCAAAACCAUCAACAUUUCAACCAAGCAUAUUAGAAGUAAGAUUUAAGAUUUUGUUGAAAUGCUAAAUUUUAUGAUUUUACAAGUUGUAACAAUGCUUUUGCCUUUUAGGUUUUCAUAAUUAUCUUAACAAAAAAAAUUGAAUGUUUUACUUAUUUUAAUUGCCUAAAAAAAAACCAUUUUGUAAAACAAUUUGGCUUAUCUAACACAUAUUAUGUACGAUAUUAAUAAUAUCUAUUUAAUUUAUUCAUACAACUAUU